Molecule: messenger RNA, 2799 nt
Organism: Cottoperca gobio
Lineage: Eukaryota; Metazoa; Chordata; Actinopteri; Perciformes; Bovichtidae
Exons: 5
Coding region: 315-1610 (431 amino acids)
Source: RefSeq, a predicted model, not a curated record
AAACUCAAACACACCAGCUGGUUACAAAAAGUAAAUUAUACCAAUCCUACCAUGAGCCAACCUCAACCCAGAUUUCUCAAACCAAACACGAGCACCAAGGUCAACAUCUACACCAGAAAACACAUCUGCAGCCUUCAUCAACCAUCUCACAAAUAUCUAAAUCUGAUCCUCAUCAAACAUUUGCUCAAAGUCUUUUUCCAAAGUUCCAUCUUGAGUUGUCGACAAUCCCGCAGUAUCUGCCGUCCACACAACUUCCAACUUCUCCAGUCUCAAAGCCUCAACAAUACCAACUUCACAGUCAACCAAAUUCAACCAUGUCUACACUUCCUCAAUCAUCUCCAACACAACAUCCACUGCUCCACUCACAAUCUCCUCUACCACACACAAAAACGUUUCCGCUCCAACACAGAAAUCAGACUUCCAUCUCAACCAUCCAGCAGACCAAUGAUCCUUCAACUCUGGACCCUGAGAUUCCUGUUGUCCAUCGGGUCAACAUGUCCGGCCAGGUACAGCUAAAUACUAGCCAGUUAGGUGACCCAGUUAAAUCAGCCAAAUCAGGCAAUGACACAGAGCUUACUGAAUCGCUGAAGAGGAACACCUCCCAAUCACCUAUGACCAGCAAUGAUCCCAGAGUAACACAGCAGUCUCCAUCAUGGCUGCCCUUGCUGGAGAAACAUGACAUCCCCAUCGUGGUGGGAGUGGGUGUAUCUCUGGCCUUCAUCUUCAUCACUGUUACAUUCUAUUCAGUAGUCCAGAAGAACGAAGCUGCACCAACAAGCCGAGCAGGUCAGAGAUCCUCAGCAGCAUCAAAUGUCAGCACACCUAUUUCACAUUCUGAUCAUGCUCAGAGGAAUCUAGGUGUCCCGAUACGACACACUGAAUGUCGAGCUGCAGGACGUACAUAUGACAAUAGAGCCUUUGAAGAUGAUGACUGUGUGGCAGUGAUUGAGCAGAGCCCAAAUACAUCAGACACCCGAGCCCGGCCCCCAGGACUGAGCCUGGUCACGGUGCAGAUGGAACCCACAUUUGAUGAUCUUCAGGAGGACACACAACCUGCUCUCGACGAUCACUCAGUCACUGUAGAGACUUAUCCUGAGCCCAUUCUUGACACGAAGAUUGAUCCAGCUCUGGACGAGGAGAAGGGCAGCAGUUUGUCGCAGCCCAGCAUCCAGCUACAGUGUGCUGAGGACUGGACCAGUAACAGAGGAGACAACCGCUGCAGCCCAUGUCACAAUGCCUUGCCUCCCCCAUCAUCCUUACCCUCCUGUUCACCUUCCCCCUCUCCACCAUGCAGACGUGAGGAGGGCCUGCGCUCCUCAUUAACCCUGCAAAGUGCGGAGGCAUGUGGAGCACCCAUCCACCACAGCCUCAGCAUCUCACAUGGCAACCCUCCCUUGCUUCUUUCUCACCAUGUCUCCUUGGGCCUCACUACGGUGGCAGUAGAUGUCCAUUUUUACCCAGCAACCACUGCUUCGAUGACAGUAGGCACUAGCACUCAUAUCAAUUCAGUUUCUAAUUCCACUUCAGUGGCUGCACCUCUGUUCAGUUCCCCGUUAGUUAGCAGUCAGUCGAAUGACCAAUCGACUGCCAGAUUUCAUCAGUUUAAGUAGCAACAGAUUGAGGCAUCAGGUCUACGAUAUCCUCAUAUAACUAACUCAAGUUCAAUAUAAGUCAUCAAAAAUAUUUUAUAAUUUUACAGGAGAAAAGAGAGGGAUCUAAAAAAUAUAUUUCUACAUAUAUCUGGCAUAGCAUUUAGCACAGGGCCACAGGAUUAGAACUUCAAAAAUAUAUUUGGCUGCUCUAAAGACUAAAAUACACUGUUUACUGCGUAUUUAGAGCAGCCUGGACGUCAUUAACUUAGCUUAUCAUAGAGACUGAAGGCAGAUGGUAACGGCUGGCCUGGCACCUAACAACUCAUCUGUAUUCUUUGUUGAAUCUGUACACUAACGGAAAUGUAGAAAACUGACAAUUUGGGGUUUCAGAGGGAUUCAUAGCGUAACCAUUUCUUAAGCAAACAACAGUUUAUCUGUUCAUCUGUGCAGCAUCUUUGCUGCUCUCAACUGUUUGCCAAGAUAUCUUAUUAGAUUGCGAAACUCCUCAUAAAAGAACAACUUGUUGUUUUCUGUUUUUGUACAGAUUAAACAAAUAAGAUACAUCAUGUUACUUACUAUCACUAACUGUUUCCACCUGCCUUCAGUCUUCAUGCUAAGCUAGGCUUACUGCCUCCCGGCUCUGUACUUAACACACAGACAUAAGAAAGUGGUUUGGAAUUGUUGACUUAUUCCCAAAAUGCUGAACUAUUCCUUUUUCCUUUCCUUUUUUUGUUUGUUUUAAGUGAAACUAUGGGGCUUACACAGUCUGUAUAAACAUCCAGAUCUUUUUGUAAAUAUGCAUUUCAUAGCUUUAGCACAGCACUUUCUGUAUUACUCCCUGUGGUUACUUAUGGUUAAUUAUUAUGUUGCAGUUUGACUUUAGUACAGGUUACUUCUGAAUACAACUACUCGUCUUGCUUUUAUUUUACUUUUGAAACAUGAAAGAGAAAAUGUACAUGUGUAGUAUUCAUUUUGUAUUAUUAGUUAUAUAGGAUUUCACUCUGAUUCAUAUUGUGUUAUUGGUUAUGUUUUAAGUACAGUAAGACUUAAAUGUGUUGUACAGUAUUGACUUCUUUAGUGAAACAGCCAAGGAUACUUUGUCACAAAACACUAUUUGUUUGUUUCAGUGACCUGCUUAUUCUCUUAUAUCAAGCUACUUGACUGUUAACACCUUUUUGAAGAGGAGCUGUAACAAUAAACAUUUAGA